This is a messenger RNA of Fusarium verticillioides 7600, 891 nucleotides long. Its product is annotated as oxidoreductase. Gene Ontology annotation, molecular function: oxidoreductase activity. NCBI's taxonomy places the organism in Eukaryota, Fungi, Ascomycota, Sordariomycetes, Hypocreales, Nectriaceae. Bases 1 to 891 code for a protein of 296 amino acids. The record is from RefSeq and is a predicted model, not a curated record. The transcript is spliced from 4 exons.
AUGUCUCAAGCUGGUAACGAUGGUUCAUUCGACCCUGUUCCUGAGGCUCAGGCACAGAAGCUUCCCGGAACUGAAAAGGCCAUGAACCCUACAAGCGAGUCGACUAAGCUCGAAGGCAAGAAUGAGUUUCACGAGUAUAGAGCCGCCAACAAGCUCGAGGGUGCCAAAGCUCUCAUCACAGGCGGAGACUCCGGUAUUGGCCGUUCAGUAGCAGUCCUCUUCGCCCGCGAAGGCGCAGAUGUAACAAUCGUCUACCUCCCAGAAGAACAAGAAGACGCCGAGGAGACCAAGCGUAUGGUCGAGAAAGAAGGCCACAAAUGUCUUCUCUUCGCCGGAAAUCUCAUGGACAACGAGACCUGCAAGAAUGCAGUCCAGAAACACGUUGAUGAGUAUGGCAAGAUUGAUGUCUUGGUGAACAAUGCUGGAAAGCAGUUCAUGUGUGAGGAUUUCAAGGACAUUGAUCUGGAUGAUGUGGAGAGUACUUUCCGGAGCAAUAUUCUUCAGAUCUUUGCUAUGACGAAGUAUGCACUUCAUCAUAUGGAAAAGGGUGGCUCGAUCAUCAACUCAACGUCUACCGUUGCGUUCAGAGGUACAGCGCACAUGGUAGACUACGCAUCCACAAAAGGGGCCAUUACUUCAUUCACACAAUCGCUGUCAAAGCAGCUCGUCAAGAAGGGCAUCAGAGUCAAUGCUGUGGCGCCAGGACCAGUGCAUACGCCUCUGCAGCCCGCUUCUCGACCGGCGGAGCAGAUGGAGGGAUUUGGCAAGAAUUCGCAGCUGGGAAGAGUUGGACAGCCGAGUGAGAUCGCGCCGAGUUAUGUUUUCUUGGCUUCGAAGGAUGCGACGUUGUUCCAUGGACAGGUCCUCCACGCUUAUCCGCUAGGCGACUAG